Messenger RNA from Pseudocercospora fijiensis CIRAD86, 726 nucleotides. RefSeq lists its product as uncharacterized. The record is from RefSeq and is a predicted model, not a curated record. Lineage: Eukaryota; Fungi; Ascomycota; Dothideomycetes; Mycosphaerellales; Mycosphaerellaceae. The transcript has a single exon. The coding region runs from base 51 to 323 and encodes 90 amino acids.
AGCCCUAUUUUUCGGCCUUUGCAAUUGCUGGUAUCGAUCUUGAGCAAAGCAUGGCGCUGCUUGACGAUCCGAAUCUCUCUCUCUCUCUCGGCCAUGCAUCGCAGAUCUCGGCCUGCAGAAAAGCGGCCAGCCUCAAGUACGGCUUUCCGGUCAAGACCCCUUCUCUGCUUCAGCGGCAGCAGAAUUCUGGUCGCGGAAGCAUUCCCGGUCUGAUCGACCCUCUUUCAGCCCAUCAGCUACAAUGGACAGAGUGUUGUCAACUGGAUAGCCUACCCUACGUCAAGCAAGGAUCGACUUCUUGGUGCGCGACGCGAGGCACAUGAAGCUGAGCGCUUGCAGGACUUGGAUCGGGCUUGCGAGGAAUUGACGAGGAAACAAGUAGCAGCCGGUCCUCGGGUGAUUUCACAGCCGCCUCCCAAUCAACCACGGCAGCAAAAUGAUCGGUCUGGACAAGUUGCAGGGAAGAAGCGGAAGGCGAGUGAGGUUGAGGCCGAUCAGGAUGUCGAAGAAGACACUUCAGCGCCGGUAUCAGAUGUCUCUCUCCAGCGACCGAACACAGUGGACGAAAUGGAGUUAGAGCUGGUGCUGGGCAACGAUCCUACCUCCGCAGAGCCGAUUCUGAACGGUCUGGAAGGAGAUCGGAGAGAGGGCUAGUCUGGCAGGAGAUAAGAGGCUUGCAAUCAUUGUACCUACACACUAGUGCUCUGAUGUAUCAAUAGAACCAAG